AAAUUCUUAACUUUGUUCUACAGAAUUAACGAAUCCCGAAGACAAAUAUUUGACCUCUCUAUCAAUGUGCUAAAAUAGUAUUCUCUUCCAUUUGCUCUUGAUAUUUAUCAAAGUGUGACAAUUCAUAAUGGCAGGGAGUCGAAGAGAGAGUGUUGGGUCUAUACUAACCAGACUGCAGGGAUUGCUGAGGGCUGGGGCGAUGAAAGCUGAAGACAGACCUAUUUGGUACGACAUUGUCAAGGCAAAACCUCCGAAGCCGGUACCUCCACACAGAGAAGUACAGAAAAUUCUGUACCCUGAGGACUUUGUCAGAGCGCGUUUCUACAAGACGUAUGCUGAUCCUGGAGCAACAGUUUUGUCCAAUGAAAAUUCCAAAUCAAUACCACAAAAGUUUGUGGACAGGUACCUGGAGCUGCACGGCAAGGGCGAGACAGAGCCCAGUCGGCUGUUUGAGGAGACGACGCAGUCGUUGGCCGCGGAGGGCGUGAGACUCAUCACUCACGAGGAGAGAGCCGCGGCAAGGGGCAAGUCACAAGUCACAAACAAAAGUCAAGCGAGUGCAGUCACGCCGGAGACGACAGAACCAGGAACCAGCGAAAAGGUCAAGGUCAAGUCACCGUCUCAAAAAGUGGAUAUCAAAGGACUUUUUGACGAGAAGUCGUGAUAGUAGUAGUUUCUGUUGAAAAGUUGAUGUGUAUGCGUGUAGACUGAAUGAAGGAAUUAAACACAGAUAUGAAUUUUACAAAAA
Messenger RNA from Aplysia californica (California sea hare), 748 nucleotides. Its product is annotated as 28S ribosomal protein S23, mitochondrial. The record is from RefSeq and is a predicted model, not a curated record. NCBI's taxonomy places the organism in Eukaryota, Metazoa, Mollusca, Gastropoda, Aplysiida, Aplysiidae. Gene Ontology annotation, molecular function: structural constituent of ribosome. Bases 128 to 664 code for a protein of 178 amino acids. Gene Ontology annotation, biological process: translation. Gene Ontology annotation, cellular component: ribosome; mitochondrion. The transcript has 5 exons.